Messenger RNA from Beta vulgaris subsp. vulgaris (sugar beet), 1281 nucleotides. RefSeq names its product hypersensitive-induced reaction 1 protein. NCBI's taxonomy places the organism in Eukaryota, Viridiplantae, Streptophyta, Magnoliopsida, Caryophyllales, Amaranthaceae. The transcript has 6 exons. The record is from RefSeq and is a predicted model, not a curated record. The coding region runs from base 171 to 1031 and encodes 286 amino acids.
AGCCACUAUAUUAUAAAAAAAAAAAAAAAAAACAAAGUGCUAAAAACCUUUGCAAUUUCUAGGUGCUAAGCCAGUUUCGCCAACAACUAUUUUCUCUGUCUUCAGCACCAGUUUUGUCACCACCUUCUUCUAUCUUUCUCUCUCUUCCUAUCUGUAACUGAGCAUUAUCAAUGGGGAACCUAUUCUGCUGCAUUCAGGUUGACCAAUCCACAGUUGCUAUUAAGGAGAGCUUUGGAAAAUAUAAUGACGUGCUGAACCCAGGGUGCCACUGUGUCCCUUGGUUUAUUGGUCAUCAGAUAGCUGGCAAGCUCAGUCUUCGUGUACAGCAAUUGGAUGUACGCUGUGAGACCAAGACCAAGGACAAUGUUUUUGUCAAUGUGGUUGCGUCCAUUCAAUAUCGCGCCAUUGCUGAUAAAGCAAAUGAUGCAUUUUACAAGCUCAGCAACACUCGUGCCCAAAUUCAGGCUUAUGUUUUCGAUGUUAUAAGAGGCACUGUUCCAAGGCUAAAUGUGGAUGAUGUGUUUGAGCAGAAGAAUGAAAUUGCCAAAUCAGUUGCUGAUGAACUCGAAAAAGCAAUGUCUCAUUAUGGGUAUGAGAUUGUUCAAACUCUGAUUGUAGAUAUUGAGCCUGAUGAGCAUGUCAAGCGGGCAAUGAAUGAAAUUAAUGCUGCUGCAAGAAUGAGGGUGGCAGCAAAUGAUAAGGCUGAGGCAGAAAAGAUCAUACAGAUCAAAAAGGCUGAAGGAGAGGCGGAGUCCAAGUACCUUUCAGGGUUGGGUAUCGCCAGGCAGCGACAGGCAAUCGUUGAUGGUCUAAGAGAUAGUGUACUGGGCUUCUCAGUCAACGUUCCUGGGACAAGUGCUAAGGAUGUUAUGGACAUGAUCCUCGUCACACAGUACUUUGACACCAUGAAGGAAAUUGGUGCAGCCUCCAAGACAUCAGCUGUGUUUAUCCCACACGGACCUGGUGCUGUGCGUGACGUUGCAACGCAGAUCAGAGACGGACUUCUUCAAGCAUCAUCAUCAUCUCAAUGAUAACCCUACCUAUUGUGAAAAAACAUGUCACCUUGUGCAUAUAUGGUUCUUAUUUGGCUUCUUCUGAUUUGGAUUUCAAUUUCAGCUCCUUGCAAUUUUUUCCCUAGGGAAACUUGCUGCGUCUGGUCAAACUUUUUACCUUCCUAUUAGAUGAUGUUGCUUGUGUGAAAAAGAAAUAUUAUUGUAACAGAUUAGCUUUCAAAGUACAAUUGUGGUUAUAUGAUAUUAACAUUGUUUAAAUUUUAGCAAA